This is a messenger RNA of Cuscuta campestris, 2470 nucleotides long. The record is from the annotation of a GenBank genome assembly. NCBI's taxonomy places the organism in Eukaryota, Viridiplantae, Streptophyta, Magnoliopsida, Solanales, Convolvulaceae.
AUCACUCAAAAAUCCUUCCACAUUACAUUUGUGUUUGCCUUAUACAAUGUGAGUGUGCGAAGAGAGCUUUGGGACAGACUUUCUACUAUUGCUAGCAGAUUGUGCACACCAUGGGCAGUUAUGGGGGAUUUCAACACUGUUUUGGACUCCAGUGAGAGGGUAAACUGCCAUACCUAUGCAUAUGAUAUGACUGACCUCUUACAGUUUAGACUAAACAAUGAUCUUCUCGAUGCAAAGGCUACGGGCUUGCAACUCACUUGGAACAAAGGCAACAAGUGGGCCCAACUUGAUAGAGUCUUGAUAAAUUGUGAAUGGGACCGUCUCCAUUGGGAAUGCUGGGCUGAUUUCAAGCCAAUGGAGUUCCAAUCAGAUCACUGCCCCGUUGUCUUGAAUCUCUUCCAACAAAGCAACCGGGGUCCUAAACCGUUUAAAUUUUUUAAUAUGUGGAUGCAACAUGAAUCUUUUGACAGUUUGGUGCGGCAGAUUUGGGACAGAAGGGUUACUGGAACGAGGCAAUUCAGAUUAUGCAGUAAGCUCAAAAUGCUGAAGCAACCACUGAGACAACUUAAUAAUAAGGAUUUUAGCCACAUUUCAACCACUUAAUAAUAAGGAUUUUAGCCACAUUUCAACCAGGGCUGAGAAUGCUAGAAACACAUACUCGGAACUUAUGGCUAGACUACUGAAUGAUCCUGAUAACACUGCCCUAAUUCAUGAAACGGCUUCUGUUAGGAAAAAGGCUGCCUUUUAUUGUGAAGCUGAAAGAUCCUUUUACCUACAGAAAGUCAAAUGCAAGUUCAUUAAUGAGGGAGAUAAAUGCAGCAAAUUCUUCCACUCCCUGAUGAAGAAACAAACUGCCCUGAACUCCAUCCCCUUCGUCAUCACUAGUCAAGGGACUACCACUACAUCUUUGGAACCCAUUGUGGAUGAAUUCAUUGGACACUUUAGCACUAUCUUUGGACAAACUGUUCCCACAUCCCCUAUUGACUGGGAUGUAUUUAAAGAGGGACCCCUAGUUCAAGACUUCGAAGCUAAGAAUCUGAACAGGAAAGUGGACAUGCUUGAAGUGAAGGAAGCACUCUUUAGUAUUGGGAAUGACAAAUCACCGGGACCUGAUGGGAUGAUCAGGAAAAUACUUUGUGGGAGCAGAUUUACUCACCAUCUGAGGUGCGCUAAACUUGGUAUCACUCAUAUUGCGUUUGCUGAUGAUGUGAUGAUGUUUUGUCGGGGAAACAUGGAUUCUGUUACUGUCUUGACCAAUGCCAUUAAAGAGUUUUCCCAAGUAUCUGGAUUGCAUGUUAAUCCUUUGAAAUCCAAUAUCUAUUUGGCUGGUGAAAUUAAGGAUAACAAGCAUGAUUUGCUAUCCUUAGUCUCUUUCCCUGAGGGUAAACUCCCGGUACGAUACUUGGGACUCCCAUUGACUUCUCAAAGAGCUUCCGAGAGGGACUUUGCAUCGCUUGUUGCUAAAGUGGAUGAAAAUAUUAGAAAGUGGAAUACCAGAUCGUUAUCUCCAGCUGGUAGACUGGAACUUGUUAGAAGUGUCAUUCAAGGUGUUGAGGGCUUUUGGUUUCAGGCAUUCCCCAUCCAUAAAACUAUACUGGACAGAAUUACAUCCCUAUGCAGAACCUUUGUGUGGGGAAGUAAGUUUUGCAAGGUGGCCUGGGCUGACGACACUUUGUGGAUUCAAUGGGUACACUCGGUUUAUCUUCAAGGCAGUAAUUUUUGGACCUGGAUUCCUAGCAAAAAGGACUCCCACUUUUUUAAGAAGAUUGCUGAUGUUAGGGAUUCCCUAUUACAAAAGUGUGGUGAUAGAUUCAUGAUUGAAGACAACUUAUGUGACAUAGGUGAUAUGAAAGCCACCAAGGUCUAUGAGCUUUUGAGGUCCAAAGCUAGCAUGAGACCUUGGAUGAAAGUAAUAUGGCAGCCUUAUAUUCCCCCUAGAUACUCAUUCACUGUUUGGCUAACGUUGCGUGGGAGACUCCCUACAAAAAUGAACCUCCACUUCAUUCCCAUGGACAACAGGAGAUGUGAGUUUUGUCAUACUGAGGAGGAAACUACACAGCACCUGUUCUUCCUAUGUGAGAUUACCUCCCUCAUUUGGGGUACUAUUAAGAAUUGGCUUAAGAUUACACCUGCAUUAUCUACUCUUGAGAGGUCCAUUACAUGGGCUAGGAGACAAAGGCACAACCACUGUGCCAAAAGGAAAUUGUGGAGACUGGCCAUCCUGUCCACAGUUUACAACAUUUGGAGAAGUAGAAAUGGGGUCUAUUUUGAUAAACAACCCAUACAUGCUGAUACCAUCAUUAAUAAAAUCAAAGUGGGGAUAUACAAGGUGAUGUAUAGACUAUUCCCCCAGGAUAUGUUGGAUCUGUGAUUGCGAUUGGGCUGCCAGCUCUUUUGUUUUUGGUUACUGGUUGUUGGACUUAGGGUAAAAUCUUUUAAGAGGAUACCCUGGUCCUACAGAUUGUGAUUU